AUGUCAAAUGAGGAUGAUCACUGUCCUGAGAAAAUAUUGCCGAGCUCUUCAAUGCCCCAUGCUCCUGAGAAAGAUAUUCCACAUUCAUUGAACGACAUUGGGGAUACCCAGGUUAUUAAUAACUUACCUAUAUCAAACUCGGAGAUAGAUAUGAUUGAAACAAAUGACAUUUACAGUUCUGAUGUUCAACUACCUACCAGUCAGGAUUAUGAGAACGUCACGGCAGAUAAAACUGCCCUUGAUGAACAGCAGCAAAAUCAGCAUAAGAUCAACCAAACUGAUGAAAAAGAUGAUGAAGUUCAUAACGUUCAUGGUACAAAAAGUACUAAUGAUGAAUAUCAAGGCGAAAAUGGUGUACCGCACACUCUGCCGUUGCUCAGUCUUUCAAGGACAUCUUUCAGAAGAUUUAAUGUAUCGGCGGAGAACGAGGAGGCGAAAGCGGAAAUUAUGAAUAAUAUUGACCAUGGUGGUGAUAAUUCCUGGCUAGAUAAUGCAAAGGAUCCUUUUGGCUCCACACAAUCGCAAGAUGAACUUAAAAACAAUACAGAUAUAAUAUUGGAUGCUCAGCUGGAGAACAGUGAAGCGGAUGACACGAAUGAUAUUGAACAAAAAGCUCACGAAGUUUUUGAAAAGCUCAGGGAGCAAGCAAACCAAGCCCUGUUAGUUUCAACACAAAAUAGCGUUUUAAAUGGCUGUGAUGAGGAUGUCACAAACUCCACCCAUCGCUUUGAUAUCACUGAUGAUACUCAAAGAAUUGAUCCAGAAACACAAGCUUCAUAUAUAAAAUUUACAUUGGAGCACACACAACAACAUAGAUUGUCUUUGAAUAAAUUAAAGAACAUUCUUAAGACACCAUCAGAUAAUGAAAAGCUACGUGUUGCGCAGAAGUCGACGCAAAUAAUUUUCGACGAUACCCAAAAUCUAAACGAUGCUGAAACUCAAAAAAUUAACUCCUCUCCGAUUAAUUUGAACAAUGCUGAAACACAAAAGAUUGUAUCCUCUCCUAUUGAUUCAAAUGAUACUGAGGCCCAGAAAUUCAUUUAUGCUACAGGUAGCUCAACCAGUUGUGAAUCACAGAAACCCAAUCUUUUUCUAGUCAACCCAGGUGAGGCUGAAACACAGAAAAUUGGUUCUUCUCUUCCUAAAUUAGAUAAUUCUGGGCUUCAAGAAUCCAAAACCAAUUCAAAUAAUGCUGAAACCCAAAAGAUUUACUCAUCUCCCACAAAUUUAAAUGAUAAUGAAACUCAAAAGAUUUAUUCAUCUCCCACAAAUUUAAAUGCCGAUACUCAGAAGAUUGAGUCCCUCAAGGAUCCUUGGGAUCAUGACAAUGAGGUGCAAGUAAAUAAUAAUAAUGUGAUCCCAACACAAAGUUCUGAAGGGAAUAAUGAGCCAGAUAUCCAAAUACCGGCGACAAUUGAGGGCACGAAUGAUGUUUAUGAGCCACAAUUCUUUUCUCAAAACACAAGCACUGAAAAAAAUCAAGUCAUUACAGAUGACGCUGCUUCCCAAGGCUCGUAUGAAAAAGCAGAUGAAACAGUUAAUCAACUCCCUUUGAAUAUAGAUGAAAAAGAACAAGCAAAAAUAAAUUCAAGAAUUGGUGACGGCGACGGUGAUCCGCAAAGUGGUGAAUUGAAGUUUGAAAAUGGAUUAGAAGUUAAAGCAACUCAACGAAGUCAGCCCCAAGAGAUUAUUGGAGCUGAUGUGAGCUCAAUUCCUACCAAAGAAGCUGAUACCCAAAAAAUUUUAGACGAGAACAUAAUGAGCAGUGAAGAUUAUUAUGAGCCUAAGAAAACUCAACACGAUUUCGGCCAUUCACAAUCCAUUGUUAUUGAAGAGUCUUCUCCUGCUAUUCGUGCUACUGAUGUUAUUACCUUUGAUACUCCAACUCGAAGCUCAUUCCAAAUUACACUAGGCGAAAAUGACGAAAAAAAAAGUCCUCUGCAAGACAGUAACCCAAAGUAUCCUAUAACUCACGAUCAGCAGCUCAUCGAUAGGAGGUCAGAAGAUAUACAAGCCGCCAAAGAACAUGAAGGAGGUAAUCCCAAGAGAACCGAUAAUGUCUUGGGUACACCACGACACAUUAAGGGUGAUGCAAAUGAGAGAUUUACUUCCAGUCAGCAAACUGAUAACAGUAUCGAUAUAAAUACCUUAAAGAUUGAAGAUAAUUCACCUGGAAUGACUGACGAUGAUCAAGAGGAUACUAUCAUCAGAGGUGGAUCAAGAAAGCGUAAGAUUAGGGCUAGUGGAAGAGGCGACAUUAUUACAAGAGAACCAAGAAAAAGAAUGAUUGUUGACGAUAGCGAAGACGAUGAAAGUGAACAUGAUAAGGAAAAUGAGAAGGAAAAGCUGCAAAGCAUGAUAUUUCCGAACAAACUCGAAGUAAACCAAGGUAUUACUAAUAAAAGUGAGAAUAAAGAGAGCAAACGAACAAUAUUACGUGAAGAAAAUGAGGCCAAUUAUACUGAAGACAGCGAGGCAGGGCUAUCAAGGGAAACAGCGUCAGUUUGGGCAACCUAUGAUUUUCACUAUUAUCCUGCUAAAGUAAUCAGAAAUAAUAAUUAUAAGUGCGAAGUUCAGUUUUAUGAUGAUGAUAUUAUUAUCAAAAAGGAAGAUAUUUGCUCCCCUUUAGAUAUCAAGAUUGGAGAUACUGUGAAAAUCCAUGCUGGGAAUGACACCCAUAUUGUUACUGGUUUAGGCCAAACUUCUGAGGUAGAGGCUACAUUAUCAUGCGUUAGAGGUUUCAAUUGUGUUUAUCUUAGAAAACUUGUUCGAAAUUUACCAAGUGAUAAGCAUCCCGAAAUUUGCGUGGAUCUAUGGGAGAUUUACAUGACCGAUGAAAAUUGGUUGACAAGGCUUGAUUCCCCGAUAGCUAAAAACUAUCUCGUGAAGCCAUUAAAAAGUGGAACGGUCAUACGUCCCUCAGUGGAACCAUCUGAUCUUAGUAGAUCUAAAGUCAAAACUUUUAAAUCACAAAGAGUGGACCAUAAUAUUUCAAAAUCUGAGCAAUUUUACAGUUAUGUAUCAUCGGCUGAGACCUCGCCAGUGAAAACAGUAAUAAAAAGCAGAAUUUUUGAAAACACUGCGUUCUGCCUUACCGGUGACUUGGAAGCAGAUAGAGUUAGGUUAACGCAAUUGAUUAUGGAAAAUGGCGGAGUGGUCCUCAAGGAUGGAUUCUCGGCAAUGCUAUCAGUAAACCGUGAUGUGAAUGGGAAUAUCGAGAAAAUAGAAGUUGUGAAUCAAUAUAAGAAUAUUAAGUUUGCCGCUGUUAUUGCAAGGUCCUAUAGCAGAAGUGUGAAGUACCUACAAAUCCUUGCCCUUGGUUGGCCAGCUCUUUCUAAACAUUUCAUAUUUCAGUGUGUGGAGAAGUCACGAUGGUUAGAUGAUUGGUAUGGAUAUCAAUUGAUUGCGGGAGAAUCAAAGUAUUUGGAUACCCAGCAAAGUCUCCGAACUCAAAUGUUUGAGCAGAAUUACUUAGAUCCAGAUAUCAAUGGAAUUCAACAUCAAUUAGAUAACAAACGCAAUAUUCUUCGUGAUUAUACAGUUUUAAUGGUUUCAAUAAAACCCCUGGUUUGUGAACUUUUUUUCUUUUUGCUAGGGGCUGAAGUAAUAACGCUGGUUGGGUAUAAUGAAGCUUUGUUAAAAAUGGUGCGAAAAUUGAAGAAAAAGAAAGCGCAGAGAUCUCACAAAUUUUUGUUUUAUGAUUAUAUCACGGUUUCCAAAAUGGAAGAAAAGUUGCAAAGCUUAAAAAAUAAAGCAGUCUCAUCAAAUAUCGAGACUUUUAAAACUAAAAAAAGAAGUUCUCGCAAAAGGGCAAAAACAGAACAAGGAACCUCUUCGACCAGUAAACUGAAGAAAUCGAUCUUUUCCAGAAGGGAUAAAGAAGAUGAGGAAAAACCAACGGAGGUGACUUUGGGACUAGUAGAUUGGGAAUGGGUUGUUCAAUGUUUGAUUAGCUCUUGCAAGUGGGAGCCAGUAAAGGAGUUUGUAUUAUAUUGA
Messenger RNA from Saccharomycopsis crataegensis, 3996 nucleotides. It is a transcript of the gene RAD9, whose product is annotated as chromatin-binding protein RAD9. The transcript has 2 exons. NCBI's taxonomy places the organism in Eukaryota, Fungi, Ascomycota, Saccharomycetes, Ascoideales, Saccharomycopsidaceae. The record is from RefSeq and is a predicted model, not a curated record. Gene Ontology annotation, molecular function: histone binding. Gene Ontology annotation, cellular component: nucleus. Gene Ontology annotation, biological process: positive regulation of transcription by RNA polymerase II; DNA damage checkpoint signaling. Bases 1 to 3996 code for a protein of 1331 amino acids.